Stylophora pistillata is the source of this 2613-nucleotide messenger RNA. Its product is annotated as transmembrane and ubiquitin-like domain-containing protein 2. The record is from RefSeq and is a predicted model, not a curated record. Gene Ontology annotation, biological process: ERAD pathway. Lineage: Eukaryota; Metazoa; Cnidaria; Anthozoa; Scleractinia; Pocilloporidae. Gene Ontology annotation, molecular function: protein binding.
ACUAGGGCAAGAAUCUUCUUUUACUUUUAAACAGAACAGCUUAUUGUAAUUUAUUUUCAAUUUUAUAAGACUCCUUCCCCUAAAACGCCAUACUUAUGGCACCUUCUAUUAUCGAAGGAAUUGACAACGAAGUUCUUUUCGUGGUUAGCGUUCUGGCGGCUUUUUUGACGAUACUUCUGGUUCACCUGGUUUAUAAUUCGAAUGCAACGAAUCGCAACGCAACAGAACAUGACUUGGAACCAGACAUCUCGUCAGAUCCCGACCAAAGUGAUUAUUCUCGCCCUACUGAUCGUGCCGAUGAGAGCCCAAGUCAAGAACAAGGAUCAGACUCAGGGAAUAUUGGACUCAGGCAAACAACAACAUCAUCAUUAAAUGAUAAUGCUAAUGAAGCUUCAGGGUCACAACCAGGGAAUGACAGAGAGGGUCAGAGAGGGCCAACUCAAAACACAUCUGAUGCAGGUGGCCAACAGGGCCCCAUUGAAGAACUUAUAUCAAUCCGUAUCAAAUUCUUGGAGAGUGAAAAGAAUUUGUCCAUAGAUAGAAGAAUUUCUGUGGGAGAAUUGAAAAGUUCAUGUUUUCAGGAUGAACUCAACAACGGAAGGAGAGUGCGUCUCAUAUACAGCGGACGACUUCUUGAAGGUGACUCUGCCCCAGUCUCUUUUUAUGGAGUCGGUCACAAUUCAGUGAUCCACGCCCAAAUAUCUGAUGCACAGGGAGUUUCAGGGGAACAUUCGGGCAGACACGAUGACGAAGGUUUAAUUUUCUCAAUGGACCCUUCAAAGUUAUUUGUUCCUAUAUUGGCAUUUAUACUUAUUCUCUGCUGGUACGGACUAUUCAAUUACAGGCAUUUGUUCAGUGCUGCAUCAGUGAUCAUUCUAAUUUUUAUGACACUUGCAUUUGGCUUUUUGGUGUACGUCAUAACAUCUUAAGCUUCAGAAGCUAUAACGGGAACACUUUUAUUAGGCGAUAAUUCAUCGCGGCGGUUCAGUUUAAUUUCCUUGUAAUAUACUUGGAGAAUAUUUAUAAAGAUAAAAAAAAAUGAUCAUAAUACACGGAAAUAAAGUUGAAUAGCCAGUAAUAAUAAUAAAAGUCUUUAUUAAGCACUCUAUACACCAAACGUGUUUAGUUACAAUGAUAUGAACUUAAGAAAAUAUAAAACUAAUUAACUAACUAGAUAACUAACUGACUAAAUAACAAGAGAACUAACAUCUAUUAACAAAAGUCCUCUUGAAACGUUCAGUUUUGACAAGCGGGAGAAUAUAAUUAUGGCGCCUCUUACGUAGCGUAACUAUUGGUCGCUUUGGAAAUGACUUUAAUUUAGUUGAGGACGCUUUAUAAUUGUGGGCCCUUAACAUUUGUAGGAAAAUUCCGGUCGGUGUUGCCGUAGUAUAAUGGUGCGGGAUUUUCCGAAUUCGAGAAUCAGGUCCCGGUUGUUCAAAGGUUGGAUAACGCUGUCCAGUACGAUUUGCAGUCCCUUAUCCGCUGGAUAGCGUUUGAUCCAUUGAAUAUACGGUUAUCCACCCUUUGUGCUACUGAGCCCGGUGUUUUGUCCCUCUCUAGUCUGGAAAUGGAAGAUUCAUUCAAAAUGGAAAGAAAAUUUCCGCUGUUUAUUUCGAAAGGAAAAAAGGAGUACCUCUGUACGCACAACUCAGGUUCGCUUCAAAGUCUUCGGAGAAUUACCUUAAAUUACGUUACCGUUGGACGUCACAUCGAAAUUUCCUGAUUUUGUGGCCGAAUGGAUAGCAGCCUUUGUGUUAAUAAAAUCCAAAUCAAAAUUAAUACAACAGCUAAUCAUAGCGAAGGUAAUAUCUCAAUGAGCCAAUGAGAGCUCAAGGUGAAGACAAGCGAAUUCCUUAAGUACAAGAAAACGAAGUCUGCGUUCACACUUGGUGCUCGAGCACGGUGCCCAAGUACGAUUCUUGAUGGGAACUAAUAUGAUCAUACCUUUUUUUCAAGUGCCCACACCAGAAUUCGGGCAUCAAGCCCGUGAAAAACCAUGUACUUUGGUACUGAACCGGGCACUGAUAUAUUGGGUUACCCAGUGUCUGAGCACAGCACCGUUUUGUGCCGGCGCCGCGGCACUAGUGCUUGGGUACCAAGUGUGAAGGCAGCCUUCGAAGUCGCAUUUUGAUUUUCCUACUUCACUUGGUUAUGUCAGAGGGUAGAGCGCAAGAUUUCUAGACCAAUCAAAAAUCAGAUCAGAGUAAAACGAAACUUAUAAAGUGGUGGAUCACUUUCGUGCAGGCAUAUUUGGGUAAAGUUGAAACAUCUGUAAUGAGUCUGGAUUGACGGAAUAACCCUUUAAACGCGAUCCACAAAAAACGUUUUCGCUGCAGUGAAAAUCUGCAUGGCAACGGUUUCAUGUGAAAUUAAAUUUUGAGGAACAGUUUUUUAGUAAUAUUUUUCUCAGCGCGAUUUUCUUUUUUUGUAUUUAAUCUUUAAAUAACCUGUAUUUCGAGAAGUAGAUGUGUUGUAAUGAAAGUUCCCGGGACGUUUUAAUACGACUGCAUGACAUGUUUCUCUCAUUUAGAAUUUUACACUAAUUGUAGAGUAUUUAAAAAAAGAUUAACAUUUUCACAAAAGAUUUUGAUUAAACUGAACUUAAAAAGGUUA